Messenger RNA from Colossoma macropomum (tambaqui), 6801 nucleotides. RefSeq names its product plexin D1 (gene plxnd1). Gene Ontology annotation, biological process: regulation of GTPase activity; regulation of cell migration; regulation of cell shape. Lineage: Eukaryota; Metazoa; Chordata; Actinopteri; Characiformes; Serrasalmidae. Gene Ontology annotation, molecular function: semaphorin receptor activity; protein binding. The coding region runs from base 125 to 5860 and encodes 1911 amino acids. The record is from RefSeq and is a predicted model, not a curated record. Gene Ontology annotation, cellular component: semaphorin receptor complex. The transcript is spliced from 36 exons.
GGCAGGAAACCAACCGCCUCUUUUUUCCUCUCCGCCGGCGCGGUCGCGGCGCGAGCUCACUUCUCUCGAUGCUCGUGCGCGUGCGGAGGAGCGCGCGGCACAAGCCAAUUCAGACGGAAUUAUUAUGUCCAGGACCGCGGCGAGAGUCCCGCGCGCCGCUCCCUGCCCCUUUCUCCCGGCGGCGCUGCUGCUACUGGUCGCCGCCAGCCUGACGCGCGCGGCUGGAGCGCUGCGCGUGCGCCAGACGUUCUCAUCGCCGAGCGAGACGAACAACUUCGCGGUGGACGCCAAGUCGCGCCGCGUUUACGUGGGCGCCGUGAACGCGCUGUACCAGCUGAGCGGCGCACUCGCGCCCGAGGCCGAGCAGCGCACGGGUCCGGUGACGGACAGCGCGCUGUGCCACGCGCCGCAGCUACCGCAUGCGCCGUGCGAGCACGCGCGCGCUCUCGCCGACAACCACAACAAACUGCUGGCGCUUGACGGCGCGCAGGGCGUGCUGGUCGCGUGCGGCUCCGUACACCAGGGCUUCUGCGAACUGCGCAGUCUGGAGAACGUGACGCGCGUGGCCGUGAGCUUCCCGCCGCAAGACGCCGCCGUGUUCCCGAGCAUGCUGAACGUGGCGGCGAACCACGCCAACGCCAGCACGGCGGGCCUCGUGUUCCGCGUGCGCGGAGGGCGCGGAGUGAGCGCGCGCCUCCUGGUCGCCGCCACGUACACGGGCGCAGGCAGCGACUUCUUCCCACGCAACCUCAGCCGUGAGGACCUGCGCUUCGAGAACACGCCCGAGAUAGCCAUCCGCGCGCUCGACGCCUCCGAUCCCACGCGCCUUUUCACCUACGACAUCAACCCGUCCGAGGACAACGUGCUCAAGAUCAAGCAGGAGGCCAAAGCGCGCAACAAGCUCUCGUUCGUGCGCGCCUUCGCGGAGAACACCUACGCGUACGUGGCCAUGAACCGGGACGGGACUGGAGGCGCAAGUGGAGGAGGCGGAGGAGGUGGUUCCGGCAGCGGUGGUAGUGGCGGCGGAGGCGCGAAGGAGAGCGAGCCCAGCAGCGUGCUCGCGCGCAUCUGCCUGGACGCGGAGGUGCCGAGCAAAACCGCAGAGGCGCGCAAGCUCACCGAGUCGUACGUGCAGAUGGGGCUGCAGUGCGGCGCCGGGGGGAACGUGUAUGGUCGCCUCGUGUCCGUGUUCGCCGCCGAGCCCUACCUGUUCGCUGUGUUCGCCAGGGCGGGCAGCAGGAGGACGGCGCUGUGCGCGUUCCGCUUCGCCGAUGUGGAGAAGAGGAUACACGAGGCGCGCCGCAACUGCUCGAGCGGACCGAACGGAGACGUGCGCGUGCUAGACAGCGUCAUCCAGGGCUCCGGGGCCGAGUGCGAGGCGAAAGGAGUCCGUCAUCUCCAGCCGGAGCAGCUGAACUGUGGGGCAGCCCACCUGCAGCACCCACUCGCCCUCCAGAAGCCUCUCAGAUCUACUCCGCUGUACGAGGCGCCCGGCCUCAGCUCUGUUGCCGUGGAAGACGUCCAUAACCACAACGUAGUGUUCCUGGGAACCAGCAAUGGGUGGCUGCGCAAGCUGUCCCUGCGGGGGAACUUCUCAGUGGCCAAUCAGUGGUCACUGCGGCUCGCUGCUGGUGAAUCAGUGCAUCAUGUUAUGACCUUUGACCCCAAUGACAGAAACUACUUGUACCUUAUGACUACCCACCAUAUCUUCAGGGUCCAGGUGGCUGUGUGUGACCAGUACACAUCAUGCAGUGACUGUCUCAGUGCCAGUGAUGCCUACUGUGGGUGGUGCACACUGGAGAGCAGGUGCUCCAUUCAGGAGGAGUGCUCCAGUGGCGGUGUGGCCCGCUCUUGGAUCAACAUAAGGGAAGGACCCCAGCAGUGUCCCUCAAUGACCUUUACUCCAGCAGAACUCAGCAGGACUGCAAACAUUACGAAUGUGGGGAUCUUGGUUGACGGAAGUGUUCCAGACUUGGACGGUCUCGACCUCGAAUGUGAUUAUGGGGUUGGCAUAGCAACGGUCGCCACAGUACACCUGGACGACGGUACUGCCAAAAUCCAGACCUGCCCCUUGCCGCCUGCCAGCAAACUUCCUGAGAUUCCUUUGGGCAAAGACCACAUUGUAGUUCCUGUGUCCAUCAAGGUGAACGGCACCUCUGUGGUGUCCGGAAACUUUAUCAUCUAUGACUGUGAAAGAACAGGAGAGAUUCACUGGAAGACUGCGUGUACAAGCUGUCUGAGCACUAAGUGGCGGUGUUACUGGGACCAGCAGCAGAACUCAUGUGUUUCUGAUAAAGAUAAAGCAUUGGUGCUGGAGAAUGCAGCUGACUGCCCUAGUGUCUUACACCAGGAAUUCCCCCCAUGGCCCACAGGAAUCACUCAAGACGUCACCCUCCAGCUCAGCAAUGUGGAGCAGGACACACAGCUGAACUGUGACUUCGGGAAUGGGCACUUAUACGGGGCCCACUGGCUGGACAGACAGUCGGCCGUGAAGUGCAGUGGAGUGAUGCUGAGUACCACGAAGAGGAGCGAGAUAUUCUACCUUAACCUGAAGAAGAGAGGAGAAGAGAAGUACAUAGACAGUCCUCAGCCAGUUACAGUGGAGGUGUAUAGCUGCAGUGGUGGCGAUAGUGACUGUUCUCAGUGUUGGGGUAGAGAACAGCAGGGGCACCUGUGCGCCUGGUGUGAGAACAGCUGUCGUCCGCGAGACCAGUGCCAGCCAAUCAGAGCACAGUGUCCUGACCCCACCGUCCAAAAGGUCAGGCCACUCAGUGGUCCACUCAGAGGUGGGACUCUUCUGACAGUUCAGGGAAGAAAUCUGGGGCGCAAGGCUAAGGACGUGGAGGUGUAUAUCGGGGACGUUCCCUGCAACCUGGUGCCUGAAAGCUACACCGUUUCAGUAGAGUUGGUGUGUGAAACAGGAGCUUCUCCAAAAACUCUUAAGAGCAAGGUUGAAGUCCGAGUGAGAGAAAAUGGAAUGGGUCAUUCGACCGAGGCUUUCUCCUAUGUGGACCCCAGGCUGAUCGAUCUGAUACCCAAAGAAGGCCCCAUCGCUGGGGGAACACGACUCACCAUCACGGGGACAUCCCUGGAAACUGGAUCUGCGGUUAAAGUGAAGGUUAACAGCACUCAGGACUGCGAAAUUGACAAGCUGUCUGGUGACAUCAUCGAGUGUUGGAUGCCCCCGGCUGUGCCCGAUCAUGCCGAGGACGUGUCGGUGUGUGUGGAGUAUGAUGGGAAGCCGUGUGAGAAACAUCUCAGCAGUAUGUUCUCUUACAAAAAUAAUCCCACCAUCAGCGACAUCAAACCAAAAAAAAGUUAUCUGAGUGGUGGGCGCAUCAUCUCUGUGACUGGUCAAAGUUUUGAUCUGGUCCAGAAAGCCGAAAUGGAGGUGCUGGGUGUUGGUAAGUCGAAAUGCAGAAUCCAGUCACCUAAUCUCCUUGAGUGCCCCUCACCUGCUGCCAGCCAAUCACAGCAAGUCACAGCUCAGUUCUACCUGAAUGGGAUUUUGUACAGAGGGGAAAGCCACGCCUCCACUGGGCUGGACCUGGAGGAAGAGGAGGGGACUCAUGCAGGUCUCUUCCUGUUCGAGUAUGUGGAGGACCCUCAGUUUUACACAGCCAGCAAAGAGAAACUCAUCAAGCACCAUCCUGGUGAACCUCUCUUACUCGUCAUCAAUAAAGGGCCAAGCCAGUUGGAUUUAACAGAGGAGGAAUACUCCGUCAUGAUUGGCUCUGAUCUCUGUGACAUCACCUUCAAUAAUGAACAGAUGAUCUACUGCACCAUCAACAGAACACUGAGUUCCAGGACAGGAGAGCUGCCCGUUACUGUGCAUGUUGGCAAUUUCCAUAAACAGAUAGCAGUGGUUCAGAUGGGUGGCAGUGAACUGGCCAUCAUCGUCACCGUCGCAGUCUGCUGUGUCCUCCUGCUGCUAUGCACUGUGGCGCUGGUGGUAUACUGCACCAAGAGCCGGAGGGCAGAGCGAUACUGGCAGAAGACCCUCUUACAGAUGGAGGAAAUGGAGUCACAGAUCAGAGAGGAGAUACGCAAAGGGUUUGCGGAGCUGCAGACGGACAUGACUGACCUGACUAAAGAGCUGAACCGCAGCCAGGGCAUCCCCUUCCUCGAGUACAAACAGUUUGUAACUCGCACCUUUUUCCCGAAGAUGUGUUCAGACUACGAGAGGAGCCUGGUUCAGCCGGUGUAUGAAAAUGACCCUCAGGGACCGAGAGCUCUGCCUGAAACUCACCCUCUACUGCAAGACUGGCAGCCCUCCAACACUGCCAGGCCCAACAUGGAAGAAGGAAUUACUCUGUUUUCCACUCUUCUCAACAACAAGCACUUCCUCAUCACCUUCGUUCAUGCGCUGGAACAGCAGAAGGACUUCGCUGUGCGAGACAGAUGUAAUCUGGCCUCGCUGCUCACCAUCGCCCUCCACGGUAAACUGGAGUACUACACCAGCAUCAUGAAGGAGCUGCUGGUGGAUUUGAUUGACGCCUCGGCCUCCAAGAACCCCAAGCUGAUGCUGCGGCGCACCGAGUCUGUCGUUGAGAAGAUGCUGACCAACUGGAUGUCCAUCUGCAUGUACAGCUACCUCAAGGAGACAGUUGGUGAGCCUUUCUUCCUCCUCCUGUGUGCCAUCAAACAACAGAUCAACAAGGGCUCGAUAGAUGCUAUCACGGGAAAGGCGCGGUAUACCCUGAACGAGGAGUGGCUCCUGAGAGAGAACAUCGAGGCCAAACCUCUGAACAUUAACGUGUCGUUCCAAGGCUUCGGAAUGGACUCGGUGAGUGUGCGUGUGAUGAAUACAGACACCAUCUGUCAGGUGAAGGAGAAGAUUCUGGAAGCUUUCUAUAAAAACCUGCCCUUCUCCCAGUGGCCUCGGGAAGAGGAUGUUGACUUAGAGUGGUUUCCUGGGGGCGGCUGCAGCAGCAGAAUUCUUCAGGAUCUGGAUAACACCUCUGUAAUGGAAGACGGCAGGAAGAAGCUCAACACCGUGUUUCACUACAAGAUUCCUGAGGGGGCGUCACUUGCCAUGAGCAUGAAAGACAAGAGAGAGAACACACUGGGCAGAGCUAAAGACUUGGACACGGAGAAGUAUGUUCAUCUGGUCCCACCGCACGAUGAACUCGCGGAAACCAAGAAGUCUCAUAGGCACAGUCACAGGAAGAAGGUGUUGCCUGAGAUUUACCUGACACGUCUACUUUCCACUAAGGGAACACUUCAAAAGUUCCUGGACGACCUCUUCCAGGCUAUCCUUAGCAUCCCGCAAGAAAGGCCCCCACUGGCCGUGAAGUAUUUUUUUGAUUUCCUAGAAGAACAGGCAGACAAACGGGGGAUCACAGACCUGGACACGCUGCACAUCUGGAAGACCAACAGUUUGCCUCUGCGUUUCUGGGUGAACAUUCUGAAGAACCCCCAGUUCGUGUUUGACAUUGAUAAGACAGAUCACAUGGACGCUUGUCUUUCUGUCAUAGCUCAGGCUUUUAUUGACGCAUGCUCCAUCUCUGACCUACAGCUGGGGAAGGACUCUCCCACCAAUAAGCUGCUGUAUGCUAAAGAGAUUCCAGAGUAUAAGAAGAGAGUGCAGUGCUACUACAAACAGAUCCAAGAGAUGGCACCUCUCAGCGAGCAGGAGAUGAACGCCCACCUAGCCGAGGAGUCACGGAAAUACAGGAAUGAGUUCAACACCAACUUAGCCCUUACUGAAAUCUACAAAUACGCCAAGAGAUACCGCACUCAGGUGGUGAACGCCUUGGACUCCAACCCGACGGCCCGGCGCACUCAGCUACAGCACAAGUUUGAGCAGGUCAUUGCCCUGGUGGAAGACAACAUCUACGAGUGCUGCAGCGAAGCCUGAACACCAGCCAAUCCAAACUAGGCCUCCACAGGUCUGAGCCAAUCACAAUCCAAGCCUCGGGGUCGUGAGCCAAUGAAAACACAGCAACCGAACAUUCCUGUAGUCGAAUCUAAAAACAAGGGAGGGAAGCUCAAAGCUGCAAAAUCUAAGUGAAACAAAAAUAAUCUUUCGUAGCUGAUACUAUCAGCCCUUCUUCUUCUCGCUAUGGCUGGCUUGUGAGAGUGUUUAAUUCAUAUGCAAUCCAAAUACACAUUAAUGCCUGUCCACACAAGACGGGGGCUAAUUUAAUUUCAAGUCACUUUGUGUUGGGAGGCUGUUAAAUGUGGACUUAAGGGACCUGGGGUUCCUGCCAUUAUUUUUACGCACUGACCCCACCCUGGGGAAGAGCCAAUGAUGCACUGGACUGUAUAGUAAAAAAAAUUUCCACAGCAAUAUUUAUAGCUUUGUGUAUGAUUUUUAUAGCUUAAGUUCAAUGUGAAAGGCGAAAGAUAUGGGAAAGUCCUCCUAACCUGCACUGCUCAGAGGUUACAAACUGCUAAAAUGUUUUUGUUUGUUUUUUUUUUUCAUGCUCAUUUUACAUUUUUUUUUUAAAUGGAAUUCCUUGUUAAUCUUCAAGGAAAUAAAUCAGAAGGAAUUAUAAAUUCACAUCUGAUGGCCUGUACAAUGUAACCUUGGUGGUCUGACCUUUGGUGCUUAAGAUUCAAAUUAAUGAUUACAAGCACCUAUGUGAUUAUGCAGGUCACGGCCGUGAGGAGGACAAAGUUGCGGACUGUUUUAAAGGUUUUAGAAUGUUGACUAGUUUUGACUGAGUCUAAACUAAGCAGAAAUAUCAUGGGUUAUUGUGUUGGCUAGUCCGCUGAUACAGUUGUAAGUUUAUUGUGUUGCUUUCAUGGAGAAAGAGGGAAAUUUUAUCAAAUAAACCUAUGAACUUCACUAAUCAA